CGCGUGGGGCGGGCGGGGUAGGGUUGGGGUUGGGCUUGGGCUUGGGCUUGGGACCGGGGGUGCUGCCACUGGGCGGACUUGUUGCUUGGGUGGUGGCCGAGGGAUGGCGAAUGUGCGGGUGGCCGUGAGGGUCCGGCCCCUCAGCAAGAGGGAGACCAAAGAAGGAGGAAGAAUUAUUGUGGAAGUUGAUGGAAAAGUGGCAAAAAUCAGAAAUUUAAAGGUGGACAAUCGACCAGAUGGCUUUGGAGACUCCCGGGAGAAGGUUGUGGCAUUUGGCUUUGAUUACUGUUACUGGUCGGUCAACCCAGAGGAUCCUCAGUAUGCAUCUCAGGAUGUGGUUUUCCAGGAUUUGGGGACUGAAGUAUUGUCUGGAGCUGCUAAAGGCUACAACAUCUGCCUUUUUGCCUAUGGGCAGACAGGCUCUGGGAAGACAUACACCAUGCUGGGGACCCCAGCUUCUGUUGGGCUGACGCCACGGAUAUGUGAGGGUCUCUUCAUCAGGGAGAAGGACUAUGCCCCACUGCCUUCCUCUUGUAGGAUAAAAAUAAGUUUCCUGGAAAUCUAUAAUGAACGAGUACGGGAUCUGCUGAAGCAAUCUGAUCAGAAGAAGUCCUACACUCUGCGGGUCAGAGAGCAUCCAGAGAUGGGGCCUUAUGUACAAGGUUUAUCUCAACAUGUAGUUACCAACUAUAAGCAAGUAAUUCAACUCUUGGAGGAGGGAAUAGCAAACAGAAUCACAGCAGCUACUCAUGUUCACGAGGCCAGCAGCAGAUCCCAUGCCAUCUUCACUAUCUACUACACACAGGUAAUCCUGGAGAACAACCUCCCCUCUGAAAUUGCUAGCAAGAUCAACCUUGUGGACCUAGCAGGCAGUGAAAGAGCAGAUCCCAGUUACUGUAAGGACCGCAUUACUGAAGGAGCCAAUAUCAACAAGUCUCUUGUGACUCUGGGAAUUGUCAUCUCCACCUUAGCCCAGAAUUCUCAAGCAUUCAGCAGCUGCCAGAGCCUCAACAGUGCAGCCAGUGAUGGUGGUGACAGUGGGAUCCCUAGCUCUCUGUCUGGGACCAGCAGUGGAGUGGGGUCCUCCCGGAGGCAGUCUUAUAUCCCAUACCGGGACUCCGUGUUGACCUGGCUGCUGAAGGACAGUCUUGGGGGCAACUCCAAAACUAUCAUGGUUGCUACUGUGUCUCCUGCACACACUUGCUACAGUGAGACCAUGAGCACCCUGAGAUAUGCAUCCAAUGCCAAACACAUCAUCAACAAGCCACGGGUAAAUGAGGAUGCAAAUAUAAAACUGAUCAGAGAACUCAGGGAGGAGAUUGGAAGACUCAAAGCCAUGCUGCUGAGCUUCGAACUGAGAAACUACUGUCCAUUGAAUGAGGAAAAGGAUGAGAAUCUGAAGGAGUUGGUUCUCCAGAAUGAAUUGAAGAUAGACCAGCUGACUAAAGACUGGACCCAGAAGUGGAACGAGUGGAAGGCCCUCAUGGAACAUUACAGAGUGGACAUCAACAGGAGGAGGGCUGGUGUGGUCAUUGACUCCAGCCUGCCCCAUCUAAUGGCCUUGGAAGACGACGUACUCAGCACAGGUGUCGUGCUCUAUCACCUCAAGAAUCUGGUGUCUGUCGAACUUCAUCUGUCGACCAAGAAGGAGGGGACAACAAAAAUAGGAAGGAUUGACUCAGACCAGGAACAGGACAUUGUCCUACAGGGGCAAUGGAUUGAGAGAGACCACUGCACUAUCACCAGUGCCUGUGGGGUAGUCAUUCUGCGACCUGCCCGGGGGGCCCGCUGCACAGUCAAUGGCCGGGAGGUCACUGCCUCCUGUCGUUUGACCCAAGGAGCAGUCAUAACCCUGGGGAAAGCACAGAAGUUCCGAUUCAACCACCCUGCAGAAGCCGCUGUCCUGCGGCAGAGAAGGCAGGUCGGAGAGGCUCUCGGUGGCAGUGGCUCUUUGGAAUGGUUGGACUUGGAUGGAGAUGUCACCACCUCCCGGUUGGGUCUCUGCCCUUUGCUUUGGAAGAAAAGGAGAGUGCUGGAAGAGCAGAGUGACGAGGACCACCAGCCACUGAGGGCUGGAGAGGCGCCCCGCAGGGCCCAGAUUCAGCAGCAGCACUACGUGGGGGAUUUGAGGCAGCGAAUCCUAGCAGGACAGAUUAGAGCCAAGCAGGAUCUGGAGUUGGACCAGGCGCACAUCAGCCGGCAAAUUAAAGACAAGCAGGAGUGGCUCUUCAGAGAAGAAACUUGGCUAGCUGGCUUGCAGCAGCAGCAAGACCACGUGGCAGAGAAAGAACUCGAGGCCUGUGUGCCACCUGGUGCUUGGCUUCAGGCAGAUCCUGAGACUCCACUAUCCCCACUGGUCCGAAGCCGGAAGAGGGAGGUGCGACUGCAAUUUGGGUGCCGGAAAGUACUUCGGGCAGCACGGCGGGACAUCCGGCGAAGAAAGGCCUUCUUCCAGCUAGAGAGAAUCAUCAGCAAGCAGAGGCUGCUGGAGGCCCGGAAGGGACUGGAGCGGCCCACGGCAUUGUGCUGGAUCCAGGAUGACUGCACCCAAAAGCCCCCACACCGGGUACCCAGCACUGAUGCCAUGGUACCAGGGCCUCAAUGUGGAAGCAGACGGAGAGGUUGCAGUUCUUUGAGCCUCCGAAGGCUCUGCAGCCUGUACUUUCCCCACCUACACAGUAUUUUCCUGAAUCGGGAUCCCUCCACCGUGUUACCUCCUAUGCCUGAUCCUACUGACCAAAUAUCAGAAAAAAUUCCAUCAGAAGAGUAUUUGCCCCAGGCUGCUUCUUACCCUCCAAGGACAGGAUACUUCAGUAAGAAUGCCCUCUAUUCCUCAGGCAAGGGGCAUCUCUGCAUUGCUAAAGGGGCCUUGGCAAGGAAAGGAACCUCAGCGUCAGGCACCGCCCUCACUGUGAGUUCUGAAUCUACCAGCAUCCAGGAAAUGGAAAGAGUGGGUAAGCAGCCCUGUUGGAUGGUGUCCCAGAGCCUAACAUCUCUGGAUCAUUCAGCCUACAAGCUAAAGCCAAGGGAUGAGCCAGAUGCACUCACCCAUUACACCUGUACCAGGAGGGGUAGGGAACCAGCAGACCCUGACCACACACAAGCAGGGUGGCGAAAAGAAGGGAACCUUGGGACCCACAAGACUUAUAAGGGAGCCUGUUGCAUUUCCUCAUGUCCCCGUGGACCCAAACAGGCAUCUGGGCAUGGAAAGGCAGCCAAGACUUUCUGGGUGGAAUCCAAACCACCACCUCCAACCAGGGCAUCCAAAAAGCAGCAGAGGGUUAUGGUCAAAGACAUUGCCAAAAAGUCCUCCUUUUUGCUUCCUGGCAGCCCUUUGAGGGGGCAACACAUUGUGGGAGAUCCAGACUCCACAUCCUCACUCACAGAUUUCAGCCCAAGCGUGGACCACAUAAGAGAGAAAGAUGGUGAUUUAUCUGAUGCAGAUAGCAGUUACUCUGUGGAUUCUCUCUCUUGUGUCUACACCAAAGCCCUAAUGAAACCGCUAAAGCCAGAGGACCCCCAGGAGAAAGAACAGGAUCUCCCAGAGCCAGAGAACUCCGAAAGUGAGGAUGGCCAAAUAUCUGAGGACUCACUGGCUGAGAAGGGGUAUGAGAGCCCACCAGACAGCCCAAGGAGUAGUUAUCUUCCCAAUGGCCAUGGCCACCGUAGGGUCAGAGUGAGAGCCUCUGUGAGGGGCUUCACCGCAUCCUCAAACAGUGGACUAUUCACCCAAACUCAAAGGAGCUUUUCCCUGGAUAGCCUGCUUGAUGCCCAGGAGGAACUGAGGGAAGAUCAGCAAGAGGAGCCUUUCUUCAGUUCAGCGGAUGAGAUGCCCACAGAGACUUUUUGGCACCUACAGACCUCCAGUGUGCCCACAGCAGACCAGGAGGCAAUGUACAACCUUGGUCCCAUCCACCAUGGAACAGAAGCCAGGCUGGAUGCCAUCCUGCCAGCGAGCAGUUCAUUUUACCUUGGGCCCCCGCCCCAGCCCCGCUGUGAGCAACCUGAGUCAGAGAUGGAGGCAAGCUCCCCUGAACAGGCAAAUGUACUCCAAGGCCUGCAGCUUUCAAGAGGGAGCCCUCUGUUGUCCAUGGAUUCCUGGUUUUCCUGUGACUCUAAGAUCAAUUCCAGCAGCCCCUCAGGAAUAGUGGGUUCUUUAUGUCCAAGUCCUGAGGUCCAGGAAUCUCAGCCCUGUGGAUGGGAGAAGCCUGGACAUUGGCAAAAUAUGGAAGAACUAAAGCCACCAGGGGCAGAAACACUCCUGCCCUACAGCUCCAAACUGCCCCGAGGUGGUGCUGAGCUGCCCGGCCAUGUAAGCAGCAUGUACGCAAUCCCUGCUUCUGAUACUUCUAGGCUGUCACUCUGGGGGUCUUACAGGAUUCUUCAGCCACGAGUUGCUGGCAUCUUUCGGACCAAAGGUAUCUCUGACACAGCCCAGGAGGCCAACCCUGAAGUAUCCAACAAGUCCAGUGUGCCAAGCGUUUUGGCUGCCUCUGUGGCCUCAUUCACUCAUGUAGGCAGCGCCCAGGAGAGGGACUGGGCUGCCCUUCAGCAAAAGUACCUCCUUGAACUGUCCCAUCCUGUGUUGGAGGCUGUUAGAGAAUCCAGGACAGCUUUCUCCUCCCUCGAAGAAGACUCUGUCUCCUUGACCCAAGCUUCUGGCAAAGAAACAGAUACUCUAUUGCCAGUUGGUUCUGGGGUAUCAAGUAGUCUGGAUUUCAACAACCUUCCUAUCCAUUUAUCCAAAAUUAGAUGUUUGAGAGCAGAGAAAGAACAGGACAGUUUGAGUGCUGAGUUAAAAGGGACUUCAGAUUCCUUUAUAACUAGAGAGAAAGAGGUGAGUCAUAGUGGAACUUACUCAGCCGAUAUAGAAUCAUUGACUUCUGGAACUACAAAUGCACCAGUCUUUGCAGCAAACAAGAUAGCAAACUCUAUGACUGACGCAUGUGAAGCCAAGCAGAACAGCUUGGAAGAGUCUUCUCACAGUAGUGGGAAACCUCAACUGAUCACUUCCUCUGAUGAAUACUUUUUCCAGAGGAGCCCUUGUCAUGGUCAUGUCUCCAUAGCCACUAAAAACCACUCGCCCCAGGGCUGGGGUUCUCUUAGGGAGAAUAGUGCAGGCCAGGAGGGGCAGUUCAGUCCCAGUGGCUACCCAUGCCUUCAGGAAGAGAAGGUAGACUAUCAGGAGAGCUCCAGGGAAGUGGUUGGAAGACACCCAAGCAUUUCAUUUGCGUCAGGUCCAAAGCGGUACCCUCACUCUGCCACCUGGAAUCCAUUCCUGUCUUCCUUAAAGCCACCUCCCUUGGAGACAUUCUAUGUGACCAAAAGCCGGGAUGCCCUGACGGAAACUGCCUUAGAGAUCCCGGCUUGCAGAGAAUCAAGAGUGCCUUCCCCACCCCCAAGAGAAGCCUGGGGCUUUGGUCAUGACCAUCAGGUUCUCCAAAAUAUUUAUUUGAAGAAUAAUUGGCCAGUGCUAUUACAAAACCAGAAUUCCAAGAUUGCCUCAUCUCAGCAGGUUACAACAGGGAGGCCAUUUGAUCUGAACACCAAGGAAGUUAGCAGAGAAAGAGGGCAGGGCCCUGGAAAUAUUGAAGAAGAAAGCCAUAAUUCAGUUUAUUUUUUUGUUGCUCAGAACAGACAUUUUCUUUCAUCUACUAGCACAGGAGUAUGUGAAUUUGAAAAUCAAGUUGAAAUUUUAAAUGAGCACAGCCUUUCAGAGCACAAGGAGGGAGAAAAGGCCACUGUACAGUCCUACUGCAAUGUUUGCUCAAGCCGUUCUAGGUCUAGGAAGCCUCUCCUUAUUUGUGAGUCUGAGGCAGAUGAGGAAGAAGAGCAGGAUCACGAUGUAGUCCUAAGGCAGACUCAGGCCUUUGAUAUGAACAGACAGUUUCCUUCUGGGGCCAGGUCCGAUUUCAUCUAUGAAACCAUCAAUUUAGCCCUUGACAAGGACAUGCUGGGGGAAACUGCUAUUUCUUUGCAGUCCAGAUCAGUACAUCAUAGAGUAAGUAGCCCAAACAUGAUGGCCCCGGAUGAGAGUCUAGCUCACAAGGCUGAGAGGAAGAAUGAAUCUGGGCUUCUUGGGAAAGCUCUCUAUUCCAAAGGCCACUCAAAAGAGUUUAAGCUUCCACAGACAGAGUCUACAUAUGAAAGAUUCCAGUCAGUUACAUGCUCUCAGGAAAAAAACCUGAGUGAAUGUAAGGGCCCUGGAAGGUCACAAGUAAUGUUAAGCCCUAAAGAAGAACCAUCUGGAAAGAAACAAAAUAAAAGAGUCAACAAUGCUGAUGAAAUGGCCAGGCUAAUCAGGAGUGUAAUGCAGCUGGAAAGUGGCAUCUUGGAAAUUGAAUCCAAGCAGAAUAACAAGCCAAAUGCUUCUCACUCACCGGGAGUCAAAAAAGAGUUUGUGUUCCAGGACCGGAGGGACCAGGAGAUGGCUGACUAUGUCCUGAGGCCAGGCAGCUUUGGAAACCACAUGUUUUUGAAGGAUCAACCAUCUCCAAAACAGAGAGAUGAUGUUACCUUUAGGAAUAACACAGCUGGAGAAAUGGAGGUUAACAGUAGCAUUGGGAAAGGUCCCUGGGUCGAGAAAACCACCUUGUACCCCUUCAAGUCAAGAGAAUGUGUAGAAGACAAGUUUGCGAAAGAGCACACUCUCCUAACUGUAUUAGACACACCCUCCCAGGACACAUUUGGUGAUGUAGGGACAUGUACAGCUGGUAGAGUGUUCGCAGGCAUUUGUGCUGAUCCAAGAACCAAGGCAUUGGCUGGUGCUCUGCCAUUGCAGCUGAGCCCCAAGAUGUCUUCUAAGAAGGAGGCCAAAGCAGGGGAUGCAUCUGCAAGCUCCAGAGGACAGCCCUGUGGCUUGGGAAGUCUUGAGGAACUGGAAGCUGUGGAAAGUUUUUGGGAAAGCCAAGUUGCCAAAUGUAUAAGUAGUUGUAAGCAAGAGGAACCCAAAGUUCAAGGCAGAGUUGAGGAGAUGGCUGUGCGAAGUGGAGGGAGCCUACAGGAGGAAAACACAGUGAUCUUGUCAACUCAGAAACUUUGUAGCCCAAGCUGGCAUUGUAUGGGUAUAUCUUCCAGCCAGGAGAUUGGCCCAUUGCUGAGUCGGCAAGACUCCUCUGCAGUUCCUCAUGGAGACCUGAGCAGUACCUUGUCCUUGAAUUGUCCAAGGCUGCCAAGAGACUGUCUUCAUGCACGUGAUACUGUAGGCAUCUCUUCAGUUGACUAUGUGCUGGAUCCCACAAUGUUGAAAAUGCCUGACAGUGCCUUGGUAACUGGAGCAGGGUGUCAGAAUCUGAGUGGAGAGCUCCAAAGCCACAGUCCCCAGGGAGAUGUUAGAGGGGGCUCCUCCUUGGCACACUCUGCUUGGUGUGGGUCUGUGACAUCCACAGCCAUGGAAUCUCAUGGUCAAUCCCAUGUAUCAGAGAGCAUUCCCCUGCUGGCAGAGGGCCACAGAUCAGCAAUUACCCAAGACCAAGGAGAGGACCUCAGAAGCAUCUCAAUGGGCUUGAGUCCCAGAGAGGGUUUUGUUUCUGAAGCUGAGGCAGCUGUACAAAGAGGAACAGAAAGAACCAGUUCCCUGAAUAGGGUCUCUAGCCCACUUGAACAGAAGGCCCACUGCGUCUUAGAAGAGGGUAACAGGCAAGGCCAGCAGGUGAGGCAGAAGGCAGAGAAGGAGGCUGAAGACCUCAGUUCUCCUAGUGGCCCUUUCUCAGCACCUGUGUCCCUGCCAAGGGUGCCUCACCCACAGCACUGUGCUCAUACUUCCACGGGCCAUGCUAUGUUGGAGAUCAGACAAGCAAAGGCCCAGGGAAAGCAGCUUCAUGACUUUGGGGCUGAGGACAAAAUUCUUUCUUACUAUCAGACUUCAUUAGGACCUGAAUGUUCUUCAGGGCCCCCAGGUGGGUCUCAGUGUCCACAAAGGGACCAGUUAGUGUCAGACAGGACCGGGAAUGAGGCUGAAGCACAAGGAUUUCAUGUGGCAUCUCUCUCUGCUACAUCAGGACAUCUGUUGACUAAUGAGAGGGAAGUUCCUCAGGCCACACCCCUCCCUGCAGACAGCUUUCAACAUCCACCCAACAUGGAGACUAAAACAGGGCCCUGGCGUCCCUCACAGACUUCUUCCCAUGCAGCCCCAACUCUAGGCAAAAGCCAUUGUGCUGGAGAACUGAGACAUUUUCUGGGAACUGGUGAACGGUUUCUGUGUCACUCUUGUUCUGAAAUCACAGAGAAAAAGAAGAAAGCACCCCGAACACCUUCCUCUUCUGAUCCUGUGGGCUCAGGCAGCUUUCCGUCAACAGUUAUGGAGGACAGGAGGGAAAUAUCAGAGGAAGUAGUGGCUCCCUUUUCUUGGGCCCCUAAUGACGACCCUGGCAUGAUUUCGCACGGGGGAAACCAGUUAGCUCCGUGGGAGACUGCAGGGGCCGUGCGCCCUGGUGGUCAGGAGUGCAGCUCAGUGCAUCAAGAUCCUAGAAUUCUAGAUACCACUUGUGGAGGAGGUUCAGGUAAUUUUUUAGUGGCUGCACAGGGAGGAAAAACAACCUAUUUUGAAAGUCAGCUUGUGACCUGUGAUGUUCAGAAUUCUGUCAGCCUCUCAGUGCAUACCCUGGACCACUCCCAAUGCCUUGAGGCUUCCACUGACUUAGAAGAAGGGGGGUCAAAUCCCAGACAGGCUACCAUCCUGUCUAGAGUCCUGAGGAGUGUUGCACCAGAAGCUGCCUCGCAGCAGUGUGUGAAGUGGAAGGAGAAUGUUGGUUGUGGGCUGCCAGAAGCCCACAGUGCUGGCAGCGAGCAUCCCAGACUGACUCCAUUGCCAGAUCAAAGACCUAGUUUGGGUCCUGGGGGAGUUCAGGAGCAGGCCCAGUGCAGGUGCCCACAGCAGACUUCCUUUUGUGUUGUCUUCUUAGGGAACACUGAAAGCAGCAGGACUCUUAGUGCAUCUGGGGGACAGGAAGACAGCAGAACAACUCCUUGCAAUCCUCAACCUGUCACUUCUCUUGCCUGUUUCUCACUACCCUCCACUUUACCAUGUCAUAGGGAUGGUGACCUGGGAAAGGAGAGUUCCAAGGCUGCCCCACAAACUCUCCAGCCACCCUGCAUAGUGCCUUCCAGAGCCUGUGGAAUGGAUGAGAGAGGAGAGAGCUAUGCUGGGGAACUUGAAGUGCUCUUGGCACCUGGUCUUGAGCCCAAAGGCAUUCAUAGAGAAAUAGGGCCAACAGACAGCAGCACUCUGGAGCCUUCUACUUCUGCUGCUGUCCUAUCUAUGGCUCAAGGGGACAGCUCCCCUUCUGUAUCUCAUGUUGGGGCAAAUUCACUGAGCCACUCAGUGGCUGAUGGAAGCUCAAGGUUGGUAGAGUAUCCUGAGAAAAAGGAUGCCGAGAAGAAAGCCAGCACAGAGCUUGAGGCUACCUUUUCCUCUGCAGGCACAUGGUCUGAGCCCCUGAGGAUGUUUCUGGACAGCUCUGGAGGUGACCAGAGUAAACAAGAGUCUCAAACCAAACCAGAACCACCUUUAACGACUGAGAGACCACACACCCUGGAUUUAAGUGAAGGGUCUGUUGAGAGUGAGCUUCUGGGGGAACCACAGCAUGGAUAUUUAGGAAAUGCAAUCCAAUGCCUUCCAGAAAAGCCACAACUUUCCACUAAGUCCAGAGAUCACAGUGGCUUGGAUCCCCAAGCCACGUUUGUAGCAAAGUUAAAACACAUCUGCAGGCAGCAAGCUGAUGGGCCCUGGGAGGAGGAAGAGCAGCAGAGAGAUCAGGCUUCAGGUUGUGGUAAAGAGCCUGUCCAGGGCAGGAAUUCUCAGCCUUCUCAUGAAGUUGGCUUAGACAGCUGUCAGAUUAGAGAUGCAGGCAGAGAGGAGGCAUGUGUAGCCAAGGCCUCUGUGUCUAAGCUCUCAUCGGGCUUCAAUGACUCAACUAGCAUGCCUUUGGAGCAAAGUGAAGCCCCACAGCCCACACCCCCGAGCCCUGGCCUGCCUGCCUCUGGCACAGAGCAGCCGGCUCCCCCCAGCAGGGGCUCACUUCCUGUGAUUGCAGUCGUCUCUGGCCCCAAACACUCUAGGUCCUCCCUCAGACCACAGUUCUCUGUGGUCAGCUCUUCCCGGUCUCUUCUGGAGCUGAACAUGAGUGUGGAGCCUCCUUCCCCCACAGAUGAAUAUACACAGGAGCCUAACAGAUUGUGGUUUCCACAUACCAGGGACUAUUUCUCAGGUAAUUCAGCAGUGAGAACAUCUCUGAAAGCUGAGGGCUGUGGUCAGAGAGCCCCAUCUAACUUGGACAAUAGCACUGCUGACCACGGGCCCCCCAAACCUGCCACCCCUCCUUACCCAAGGUCAUCAGCUCUCUCUUGCAUGCCAACCCCUGAUUUCAUGACCAGUUGGACAUCUAGUACCCUGGAAGAGACCUGGCAGGAAAGUCCAGAGAGACUGGGUAGCCAGGCCAGGCCAGAAAAGUGGCACUCUAAGGCAGACAAAGGAAUGUUACACUUUGACUCCAGUGACAUCCAUCCCUACAUCCUAUCCUAUCCAGAGGGGCCUGUGCAGAUCGGCUGGAAGCAGUAUGUAUUUGGCAAUGCAGUGGAUGUCUCCUCUGGCCAGACACCCCAGAGCCUGAUACCAUCAAACAUGGCCCAUUGUUCAAGCAUGGACAAUGGUCUAGAACACCAGAACUCUCCACUCUCCUCCCACCUCAGCACCUCUGCCAAUGCCCGGGACCUGUCGAGCCCACACAGUGUGGGAAAUGCCCAGGGUUCACGUGAGGCCUGGGAAGUAUGGGGCUCCUCAUUUGCUUUGGGGAACCUCCACAUUCUGAAGAGCCCUGAGGAAGCAACCGCCAGUAAGGGUCCUGACAAGAGAGCGCAGUUCCUGGGAACCCCUGAUGAAGCAGGCUGGCUGAGGAGGGAGCCUCUCUUGGCUGAAGGGAGUGCUGCAGGUUCAGUAGAUGAGAUUACGCUGCUGUGUCCAUCAGAGGCAGGUGGUCCUGUGGGACCGUCCAGGAUGGGCACCUUGGAGCAGGGCACACAGACCAUGGGGUGCAGUCUCCGCUGGAGCUCCACCGACCUCUCUGCUCAGCCAGAAGCCAAUGCAGUGCCAGGCUCUGGUCUGGUCUCCUGGACCAGCAUGCAUAAUCUGUCUCUCCACCUCUCACAACUGCUGCACAGCACCUCAGAGCUGUUGGGAAGUCUUUCCCAGCCAGGUGUGGCUGAAAAGGAACAGAACAUCAAGAGGGAGAUCCCAGAUGAGGUGACACAGGCCCUUAUGAUAGACGGCUGUACUCAGACCACCAUGGACAAGGGCAUCCAAACUGACCUGGCCUUACCACCUCUGCACCUUCAGGCCCCAGAGGCCAACCCUCAGGAGGUCAACGUGGUCCUCGAAGUGCUGGGCUCAGAUAUUCCCACCAUGUCUCAAGAGCAGGGCUGUGUCACAGGGAUACUUCAGAAGACAAAGGCAGAGGAAACGACAUGGAAAAUGGCAGCGCCUUCAGAACUUCAGGAAGAAAGCACUCACUGCAGGCCCCAGAGCCUUCCGGCACCCCCGUUAUCCCACUUGAGGUUUCAGAAAGCUCACUUUGGGCAGAACCUCCCUUCUGUGAGCCCUCAGGCUUCUCCUGAUGACUCCCUACCUCCCAGUUCCCAGCCAGAGGAUCCCUCCUGCCUGGCUAUUGGUAGCCUGAGCCUCAGUGGCUCCCAAUCCCCAGAGCCCUGCCCCAGUGCUGUGGAGUCUGUCAGGGAUCCUAAGGUCAAGAAGGAGCUGGGCACCAUGGGAAUGUUGUUGGUGGACAGGGCCUCCUCCCCAAUCCUCACGCUUAGUGCCAGCACCCAGGGGUUAGGGCUCCCCGCAGACUCUUUGUCACUCACAGCCCCCUCAGCAUGUCCUUUUGAAGGCCACCAGGAGCUUGUCUCCAGCCCAGACCUCCUUGACACCUCCAGGCCUCUAGUGGAUAAUCAUUCUCAAAGCACUGAUGAGGCAGGUGGCUCCCAGCAAGUGGGGAUUCCAUGUGGGGAAGGCAAGAAUCCCUUAGAAAGGAGCGAUGGCAGGUCAUUCCUUGAGAUGAGCCCCCCAGGCAGCCCACCGCAGAGCCCAAAACUCCCAGUGUGUUUCUUAGGGCAACUGCCUCAGCAGCUUCAGCCCAGGACCACCACCUUGGUCCAAAGAGAACUGCCAACACCCUCACUGAGGAGCACAAGUCAGAGGCUGGCUGAUGGCUUUGUGCCAGAGGACCUGGCUUCCUUAGAGGACAGCCUAGUGAGCAGUAGGGGGCCAAGUCAAUGGGAGAGCAAGACAGAAAAUGGAGGUGAGGGUCCAGCAUUACCAGUGGAGCCACAGCCCAGUCUGGACUUUCCAUCUUCAAGGGGAGGCCUCCAGCCCCUCAGCCCCUGCCCUGUCUCCGAGUUUACUGAUAGAACAGGGCUCCAGGCUUCCACUUUGGGCCCAACUGAGGUCUGCCAAUCUGAGGUGCUGCUGUGCCCUACUUCCCAGGUGUGCAGGGCCCCUGACCCCCAGCAUCAUGGCCCGAAGGACUUCCCAGUGCAUAACAAAUUUCCUCGUUGGUGUGGGGUUCAGAAUGGCUCUCCUGGGGAGCUAGGUGUGAUGGAGUCACUGGAGAUCAGAUGUGAUCUGAGCUCUGGAGAGCAGGGACAGAAGCCCCUACAGCCUCCUGAUGACCAGAGCCGGGAUCCUCAGUUGUCCCAGCGGGAUCGGAUCCCCCUGCAAUCUGGGGCCCAGAACCUCUCACUCAGCAUGGAACUCACAGAAGCAAAACUGCACCGCGGCUUUGGGGAGGCAGAUGCCCUGCUGCAGGUGCUGCAGAGUGGGACAGGGGAGGCGCUCACUGCUGAAGAGCCUGUGCGGUCCACCUGGGAGGAGCUCUAUGCCCGGCAAAAACAAACGAUUGAGACCCUCCGGAGAGAAAGGGCUGAACGACUUCAGAACUUCCACUGGACACGGAGCCUCCAGCCCAACAGGGAUCUCCCCACCCGGGACCCCGACCUACCCAGCAGGCGCCGAGAAUACCUGCAGCAACUGAGGAAGGAUGUUGUGGAGACCACCAGGAGCCCAGGGUCGGCAUCACGGUCUGCUCACCCCGCCUCUGACAUAGCACUGAUGCUGCAAGAAUACCAGCGUGCUCGCGAGGAGGCCAAGGUGGAGAUUGCCCGGGCCCGGGCCCGGCUACGGGAACGGACUGAGCAGGAGAAGCUGAGAAUCCGCCAGCAGAUCAUCUCCCAGCUGCUGAGGGAAGAAGAAAAGCUGCAUACCCUGGCCACGUCCAACUCCCUGUGUACCAGCUCCAAUGGAAGCCUCUCCUCUGGUGUUACUUCUGGCUACAAUAGCAGCACAGCCUUGCCAGACCAGCUCCAGUCCCCAGACAGUGUGGGGGACAUAAACUUGCCUGAUUCCAGUGACUCCUGGAUAGGGGAUGUUCGGGGCAGUUCCACAGUGAGGAACAGUCACCUGAGUCUGGCUGGGUCCACCUGGAAGAGCUUAGCUUACAGCCACAGAACCUCCCUGGGCAGCUGCUGCUGUUCUCCAUCCAGCCUCUCCAGCCUGGGGACCUGCUUCUCCUCCUCCUAUCAGGACUUGGCCAAGCACAUCAUAGACCUCUCUGUUGCUGAUGUGAUGGCUGCUUGCUCAGAUAAUCUGCACAACCUUUUCAGCGGCCAGGCAGCAGCUGGCUGGAACUAUCAGGGUGAGGAGCAGGAGGUCCAGCUUUACUACAAGAUGUUUUCUUCUACUCGGCAUGGCUUCCUGGGGGCAAGCGUGGUGUCCCAGCCACUGUCUCAUGUGUGGGCAGCUGUGAGUGAUCCGACCCUGUGGCCACUGUACCACAAGCCCAUCCAGACAGCAAGGCUGCAUCAGCGUGUGACCAACAGCAUCAACCUGGUAUACUUGGUGUGCAAUACCACCCUGUGUGGCCUGAAGCAGCCCCGGGAUUUCUGCUGCGUCUGCGUGGAAGCCAAAGAGGUGCCUGUCUUGCUGAUGGGGCACCUGUCUGUCAUGGCAGCUCAGUCUGUUUAUGAUACAUCCAUGCCGAGACCCAGGAGGGAGAUGGUCCGAGGGGAGAUCCUGCCUAGUGCCUGGGUUCUACAGCCUGUCACUGUGGAAGGAAAGGAGAUCACCAGAGUCAUCUACUUGGCCCAGGUAGAACUUGGCGCACCAGGCUUUCCCCAUCAGCUCCUGAGCUCCUUCAUCAAACAGCAGCCGCUGGUGAUAGCCAGACUGGCUUCCUUCCUUGGUAGUUAGCAUCAUACCGUCAAGAUGGUGCUGCAGAGCCGCAGGCCCAGGAUGCGCCAGUGACACUAGGGUGGCUCUCAUCACUCUGUCCUGGGAUGCAAGGAGAGGCAAGGCUACCAGCUGUGGCUGACCAAGCAGAUAGCACUCAGAGUGGCCAGCAAAGCCCCAGCAGUACUUGGGUCACAGCUGCGUCCUCUGCAGAGCGAGGGGACCUGAGCUUUUGGCCCUGGCUGGCCAGAGUGAAUGAAGCUCAACUCACUGUUUUGGACUCCUUACCUUUCUUUCCUGCCCCUGGGACCCGGUGGCAGACAAGUUGCUUGAAGACCAGGAUUGGACGCAGCCAGCAGAACUGGGGAAGGGCGGGUCUCUGGCACCAUGCUUCCUGGCUCUGGCCCAGCCCUCGGGCAGGGAGGGAAGCAAGCAGCCAUUGGCCAGGACUGCUCGGAAUCUGCCUCCAGUGUUCAACUCCACUGCGGGAUGGAGUGUUAGAAAAUAGCAAACCAGAAAAAGGGUUUAAAAAAACAGCUGCACAAACCACAACAGUGUUUCAGAAUUGUUUCUCCUUUGGUUUUUUACAAAAUGCCUUAUUAUUAAUUUUUGUAUUUUCCCCCCUUUCCUUUCCCUCACAGGAGAGGACAUUUGGGUCUUUGCCUCAUUCAAAGUAUUGAGCAAUGCUCAGUCUUGGAGCCAUCACUCCAGAGCUCAAAUGGGAAGACCACUGUAGAAGCAGGUUGGACAGAUUUGGAGUCAUGAAGGGGAAUCUAGGUCUUUGAGGAGGGGUAGGGAUGAGCAGCUAGUUGUUGGCUGCUAUCCACACAAGAGGAAUUUUAAAAAGCUGAAAAGUUGCUUUUUGAAGACUGGAGAGAAGAUACUAGAACUCCUAGAGGAAGUACAUGACUUGUUAGGAGGAAACUCAGUUCCAUUCCUCACCUCCCUCAGGGCCUUGGUGCCAGCCUUCAGUGGUCUCUUGGGCAUCCUGCUACUGGGGUAGGAUGGGCUAUUCUAGGAGGGGCUGGGAAUGGGCUUGGUUUUCUUGUACCUCAGCCUGGCUGAACUUGAGCUUUGAGUUUGCCAUAUGGUGAUGUGGAAGUGGUUGGGGUGGGAGAGAGUCCCACCUUCCAUUCUGGUGCCCAGAGUCUUUGGUGGAAGAGGGCGACCAUAUGGGGUUGGAAAAGAUGUGGUGAAAAGUUUCCUGUAUGGUACAGUGCAGAGAUUUCUUUAGAAGUGUUCGCAGGAUUUUCUUUUUCUUUUACCUCAGAUUGUUAUUUAUGUAAAACUGAAGGCUUUUUAAAUUGCCUUUAAGUGUAUUUUUCUGGUUAAUUUUUUUUUGUAUAUUUAACACCCUAUUUAUGUACUCCCAUCUCUGUUCAUUGAUUGAAAGAGUAUACUUGUAAAUUA
This is a messenger RNA of Mustela erminea (ermine), 15628 nucleotides long. RefSeq names its product StAR related lipid transfer domain containing 9 (gene STARD9). The transcript is spliced from 34 exons. Gene Ontology annotation, cellular component: centriole; nucleus; cytoplasm. Gene Ontology annotation, molecular function: ATP binding; microtubule motor activity; lipid binding. The record is from RefSeq and is a predicted model, not a curated record. Gene Ontology annotation, biological process: spindle assembly; microtubule-based movement. Bases 104 to 14239 code for a protein of 4711 amino acids. Lineage: Eukaryota; Metazoa; Chordata; Mammalia; Carnivora; Mustelidae.